Molecule: messenger RNA, 1953 nt
Organism: Ceutorhynchus assimilis (cabbage seed weevil)
Lineage: Eukaryota; Metazoa; Arthropoda; Insecta; Coleoptera; Curculionidae
Source: the annotation of a GenBank genome assembly
ACCACACACACGGACCGCCGGAGAGGAGUCAGUCAGUCUUCGGCGGUACUACUAGAACGACCGUGUGUGCACAGUGCGGGGUGGUGGUACCCGAAAAAAAAAAAAAACGCGAUCGUUUUUUUUUGACGCGGCGACCGAAAUGCGACCUUCUGGAUUUAUUUUCGUCUUGGGUUUUUUGUGGUACCACGUAGUUUGUUUACAGGUUGACAUUUGCGACCCGAAAUCUUGCCGGAAACCGGACGACGGCAACCGGAAACCGGUGUGCGGCUCGGACGGACUCACCUACCCCGAUCGCUGUCAACUAGAACGCGUCAAAUGUCAAAACGUCAACGUCACUUUAGUGAAACGAGGCCCGUGCAAACGUCAACGAUCUUGUCUCGAGUGGCAAGACUUAAGCUUAGAUUUUCCCCAAUAUAGAUUCAAAGCAAGAUGUAAAAAAAAUGGCGCCUACGAGUCAGGCCAAUGUCAUCCUGAAUCUAAAUAUUGCUGGUGCGUGACGCCAGAUGGCGUCCCAAUAGGUGGAACUGUCAAAAAACUAAAAAAUGACACUAGGCCGAUAAGGUGCGCCAAAAAAAAAUUGCCGAGGUCGUCAGGAGGUCGUCCGAAGUCGCGCGCCAAAGUUUGCAAACUGACCGACAAGUCGCACUUCAACAACAACCUGAUCAACAGUUUCCAUUCGGAAUUUUCUAGAGAAACCCGCCGCAGUAACGCCACUGAUCAAGAAGUGAUCGGUUGGAAAUUUCGGUCGUUAGAUGUCGACCAAGAUCGGGCGUUGGAUCGGAAAGAGUACCGGGACAUUAAGAGGUUGGUGGGGAAAGCGAUGCGGCCGAAAAAGUGCGCCCGAAGUUUCCCGAAGGCGUGCGAUGUGGACUCGGACGGGCGAGUGACGGCGGCCGAGUGGGCUGAGUGCCUGACGCGGGACGGGAUCACAGUGGCUACAACGACAGAUGGUACCGCUAAAGACGACCUGGACGACUACGACGCCCCCUACGACCCACUACCGGUACCACCACAUGGAGUACUCGACUCGGUACCACCUUUGGCCAACUAUGAUGAUGACAUUCCUGACAGCCGGGAGGAGGAGCAGCCGCCCGGUUGCCUGGGCGACCGCAAGACGGCGCUGGAAGAGGGCCACGACGCCACCUACAUUCCGGAAUGUACACUAGACGGCCGAUACAAAAAGGUCCAAUGCUACAAGUCGGUAGGUUAUUGUUGGUGCGUCAACGAGGAAAACGGCCAAAAUAUUCCGGGCACGAGCGUCAAGGGUCGGGCGCCCGAUUGCGAUUCGUUCAAACCCCCCCCUAAGCCGAUGAAAGGGUGCCCCGACGACAAAAAGAUCGUUUUUCUGAACGAGCUGAUGCGAUUUUUACAAGGCAAAAUGACCCAAGGCGAUUCUCCGACCGCUCCUAUUCAGUCCAAGGAAGACCAGGCCCUGUGGAGCUUCAAUUUCCUGGACAAAAACAAAAACAAAAUCCUGGAAAGGGCCGAAUGGAAAACCUUCAAGGAAAUGGUGGCACCAAUCAAAGGGCUGAAAAAGUGCGGGAAAAAACUGCCCCGGUACUGCGACAGCGACAAAAACAAGGAGAUCAGUACCACCGAGUGGUUGGAUUGUUUGAAUGUACAAGGUUUGAUAGCGGCUCAGGCGAUAAGCAGCGACCCCAGAUCGGGUAAAACGAACCCUCUGAGCAUGCUGAAAGACGACUAGCGCCAUCUCUCGGUCUGACGGCCGAAAACCCCCGAACUUGUGAUUAUUAGCUUUUAGUGUACAGCUUUAAUAGCGAAAUCUACUUUUUUUUUAGUUUGUAAAAUAUUUAUUUAUUUAGUGCGGCUUCCGCCUCGUAGAUGGCGCCACAGUGUUUUUUUUUUUAAUUAUUAAUAAAUAAUUAGGUUAAGUGUCAAUUUUUUUUUUUUUGUACAUUAAUUAUUGUUAAUAAACAAUUGAUACAAUCGUUA